Messenger RNA from Cyclocybe aegerita, 2676 nucleotides. The record is from the annotation of a GenBank genome assembly. Lineage: Eukaryota; Fungi; Basidiomycota; Agaricomycetes; Agaricales; Hemipholiotaceae.
AUGGACUCCCCUUCGUCUGCGGGCCCAGUCAUCAAGAAGCAGGAGGAGGAUGACAAGAACGAGAAACGCGACAUCAAGCCUGUUCCCAAAACAUUGAACAGAGUUCCUCGUGCUUGCAAUGCAUGCAGGAAGCAGAAAAUGCGAUGCGAAGGCGCCGACAACCCUCCCUGUAGGCGCUGUCGGAAUUCCGGCCUCGAAUGUCUUUUCGAGAAACCCUCACGGGAAGCUACUCUCACCGGUGAAGCUGGCCUAGAACGCAUUCGCAACCUUGAAGCCCAUGUUGCUGAUAUUCGUGCGACCCAAGGCAGCAUCUUAAGCACCCUCUCAGAGAUUCUACAUAGCGUGCGAGGAGGGGGAUUACCAGCCCGAUCACCCUCUACCUUCGCCUCCUCUUCAUUCCAGCAAUCGCCAAGCCUUACCUCCCCUUCUCUUUCAACACCCACCGCUGGCCACCAACAUGUUUCUCCACCUGGAGGUAACUCUUUCACUUCAUCUAGCUCCUCUGUAAAACAGCAUCGUCCGUCUUUACCAAACGUCUAUCAAGUCCAAUCAUCUCCAUCAGGGCCUCCGGACGAUAUGCAUUCUGCUCAUCUCUCUCCAAUGUACGGAAACUAUGGGCAGGGGGCUCAGGGUGGUCAGCCUUACAAUGCACAUACCCAGUCUUCUCAAGGCCCGGUACUUCCUCCAUUUUCAAGUAUUCAGGCUAUGGGCCCACCAGUCUCCCAACAGAGCAAUGUCUCGUCUUUGCGUUAUCAGCAAACCGAUCCAAGCUUCCAAAGGACUUCAACGGCGGGAAAACACCCUGGCCCUAGUUCUGGUUCCAAAAGACAAGCGCCGCCGUCGUCAAAUGUCACCAGCGCUGACUCUUCUGACAUUGAAGAAGAUGACGAUGGGUUGCCGGCGACUGGUCUUGUUGCACCAUGGGAAGUUUUACGCGGCUUAGCAGACGUUGCUAUUCAAAGAGCAUCCAAGAACGGAAACGGAGAUGGGAGUGAACCUCACAGUCGAACGAGGACACCAUCGCCCGAGCGACAAUCCAGACCCAACAAAAGGCGAAAGACACGCCAUAAGGUGGUACAGACUCCAGCUUUCCAAGACGUCGUUACUAAGGCUAUCAUCGCCGAAGAAGAGGCGAGGGAACUUUUCAAAAUCUUCUAUCAUGGGUGUUCAACUUUCCUGCCCGUCUUUGAUUCAAGCACGGACACCUAUGAGGCUUUACACGACAGAUCACCGUUUGCUGUGGAUGCAAUAUGCAUGGUGGCCGCUCGUGUCCGUGACGGUGGAGGUGCAAUAUCCGAAACACACCGUAGUUGCCUCGAGGAAGUUCAGAAGAUCUCCUCGGCUACACUGUUUGCACCAGUUACGCGGAGUGAGGCGGUCCAAUCCAUGAUUCUUGUCUCCGGUUGGUCGGACAAUGGUUGGCUGAGUGGUGGCCACGCCGUACGAAUGGCAAUGGAACUAUCGAUGCACAAAGCCUGGCCAAAGCUUCUCAAGCGUAUGAACACAAACAAAGUGGACCCUAAUGAAGAUCGGCAUCUAGUGAUUGCCUCCAGGACUUGGUUCUGUCUCUAUUUAUUCGAGCAUCAACUAUCCUAUGGUACAGGACGACCUGCUGUACUCAAAGACGACGAGAGCAUACGAGAUUGUCGCUAUCUUCUGAACCAUCCUUUGGCGAUAGAAGAUGACAUGAGAUUGGUGUCUACGGUCGAACUGAUCGCAAUCCGUGAGCGAGUACAUGAUGCCCUUUGCCCUCUUGAGGGUCCCGUGAAGCCCGAACAUUUGGAACAAUUGCGCAGAGCAGACGUCGAUUUCAAGCACUGGUAUUCUUCCUGGGAUGUUGCCUUCUCGAGGAAGUAUGAAAAUGCCGCCUUCUACCGACAAAGUCUUGAAAUUCAGCAUCUUCACGCCGAACUUUUCCACAAUGCAACUGCACUCAGAGGCAUCAAUGGACCAGAAGAUGUGCAAAACAUGCCUCCUGCCCAGAAGGAGCUCGCCAUUCGAUCUAUUGAAAUUGCUAGCAAAGGAUUGGACAUCACGGUAAAUAGUCCAGCAUACAGAGAAGGCAUGAAAUAUGCCGUGCACUAUACCCACGCCACUGCUACUUUUGCGGCGUCUCUUCUUCUACGCCUUGCGCGACUAUUCCCCAAUGAUUGUGACAUUGUCGAAGUCAGAGACCGAGUCGAUCGCCUCGCGCGUCUCAUGGCCGAAAUUCCUGGAAAGCGCUAUGCAUUGACGUUGCAGUUGAUGCUAAAGCGGUCGAAAAGAAGACAAACUUCCCGCUCUCCGAAGGUGUCUCGCGACUCGCAGAGAUCCCUAAUCAUGCCCGUGGACCAAGCGCCGAACCCCCACGCUCCUGCAGUCACAAACACACAAUACAGAGCGGUAGAACCUUUCUCUCCAGUCUACGAAACAACCUAUCGUGCAGACGUGUCUAUGCACCAUGCCGGACAUGUUCCGGCGAUGAACCAAAUGCCGCAAAUGUUUACCCAACAUGUUGGGCAUCCAACCUUCACGGAAGCGGAUCAAAUCCUCGAGACGCUCGACCGGACCGAUGUUGCCCAGCUUCCUGUCUGGAUCUCGGACCAAAGUCUUGGAGGACAAUCAUUUUCUCAGCACGGCAUGGACGCCUUCAUCAUCCCUACGGAAUACCUCCCGGCUGCACCCCAAAUCUGGUAG